Aspergillus ibericus CBS 121593 is the source of this 1737-nucleotide messenger RNA. RefSeq names its product putative MFS multidrug transporter. The transcript has 4 exons. Gene Ontology annotation, biological process: transmembrane transport. The record is from RefSeq and is a predicted model, not a curated record. The coding region runs from base 1 to 1737 and encodes 578 amino acids. Gene Ontology annotation, molecular function: transmembrane transporter activity. Lineage: Eukaryota; Fungi; Ascomycota; Eurotiomycetes; Eurotiales; Aspergillaceae.
AUGGCUGACUCUGCCGAGAAUCGACGCGUGUCUCGCCCGUCGCUGCGUCGGGCGAGCACGGUGCACACCAAUGAGUUUGAUGAUUCGUUUGUUGGACGCACUGACAUCCGCAGGGUACGAUCGUUCUUCCGUCGCGAUCCCCAUGUGGGAGUGGUCAGUCACAAUGAUCUGCGUGACAGGGAGGAUCUGGAGAUCCAUACGUGGAACGGAAAGGAUGAUCCGGAUAAUCCAUUCAACUGGAGCACCACGUACAAAUGGGUUCUCACUUUGACUGUUUGCUUUAUUUCCGUUCUGACCGGCAUCCCCGCCGGUUCCUACGGCUCCGGCAACAACUGGAUGGAAUCUCAAUUCCACGUGCAAAACACCCCUUUCCCUAACCUCUACUGGGCCACCACCUCCUGGAACAUGGGGGCGGCCUUCUGGCCCCUCAUCUUUGUUCCCCUGACGGAAGCCUCCGGGCGCAUGCCUGGCUACUUCGUGGCCUACAUCAUCCUCAUCAUCUCCCUCUUCCCCUCCGCCUUUGCCCAAAACUACGCCACGCUCGUGGUGACCCGCUUCUUCGGCGGCGGGGCCUCCUCCGUCUCCAUCAACAUCGUCGGCGGCAGCAUCAGCGACGUCUGGUACGGCGACAAAGCGCGCAGUCUCCCCAUGUCCAUCUUCGGCCUGACCAGCGUGAUCGGCAUCGCCCUGGGCCCCUUCGUCGGCUCCGCCAUCGUCGCCAUCCACAAAACCGACCCCUGGCGCUGGAUCUUCUACGUCCAAAUCAUCUACCUGACCGGCCUCCUCCCCAUCUUCUGGUUCCUCCUCCACGAGACCCGCGCCGACGUGAUCCUCGCCCGGCGGGCCAGAAAACUCCGCAAAGAAACCAACCGGCUCAUCUACGCCGAAGCCGAACUCGACAACACCAGCGUCUGGCGGCUGCUUCAAAUCUCCUUCGAACGACCCACCCGCAUGCUCAUCACCGAACCCGUCGUCAUCUUCUUCACCCUCUGGAUCUCCUUCGCCUGGGGCAUCCUCUACCUCUUCUUCAGCAGCGUCGUCCAAACCUUCAGCACCAACUACGGCAUGAAUACCCUGCAGACGGGGCUCAUCCAACUCGCCAUCUCCGUCGGCGCCGUCAUCGGCACCAUCGUCAAUCCCCUCCAGGACAUCCUCUACCUCCGCUCCGCGAAACGCAACCCCGAAAAGCCCGGUAAACCCGUCCCGGAAGCCCGUCUCUAUACCAGUAUCGGCGGGAGCUUACUCUUCGCGGGAGGGCUCUUCUGGUACGGCUGGUCCAGUUUUCCUUUCGUGCAUUGGAUUGUGCCUACCUGCGGGAUCGCCGCCUGCGGGAUUGGCAUCUACAGUAUCUACAUGGCGGUGGUGAACUAUCUCACCGAUGCGUAUGAAAAGUACGCCGCGUCUGCAUUGUCCGCUGCAUCCUUAGGCCGGAAUAGUUUCGGGGCGUUUUUGCCCUUGGCUAGUUACGAGCUGUUCGAGACAUUGGGGUAUGGCUGGGCGGGGUCCCUCUUGGGGUUCAUUGGCCUCGCGUUGUCCAUUGUCCCGGUGGUGUUGGUGUGGAAGGGACCGGAGAUUCGUCGUCGGAGUCCGUUCAUGCGGGAGUCGACGUUUGCGACGGAUGAGGAGGAGGAUGUUGUCUUAGAAAAGGAGGGGGAGGGGGGUGGCGAGGUCACGGGGACGGUAUAUCGCGAUACGCAUACGGGGUAUCCGCAGCAUGAUCGGCAGCAGCAGCAUUGA